This is a messenger RNA of Mytilus trossulus (common blue mussel), 2942 nucleotides long. Its product is annotated as NAD kinase 2, mitochondrial-like. The transcript is spliced from 9 exons. Gene Ontology annotation, molecular function: NAD+ kinase activity. NCBI's taxonomy places the organism in Eukaryota, Metazoa, Mollusca, Bivalvia, Mytilida, Mytilidae. Gene Ontology annotation, biological process: NAD+ metabolic process. The coding region runs from base 124 to 1383 and encodes 419 amino acids. Gene Ontology annotation, cellular component: mitochondrion. The record is from RefSeq and is a predicted model, not a curated record.
UCGUCCAUAAACAAACGUGUGGCGAGCUGUGGCCGAGUUUGAUAUAGUGAAAGUUAUCAUUACUAGCAUAUAGACUAAAGUCACAUUUUUAAGCCUUUCAUAGUAAAAUGUCAAGUUAAAAAAAUGCACCAUCGACUUUUCCAUAGACUUAUUCCUAUACACAGAAACCCCUCAGCAUACUUAGCAGCAGCUUCAAGUUCAAACAGCACAUCUAGUUUACCAAACAAAACACCAUUUAAACCCAAAACAGCAGUGGUUUUGUCUAAAGUGACAAGAUACGAAUUUGAAAAACGUAUUUUCCCAGACUUUACAGAACAGCAAUUGAAAGACCAUUUAGAAAGUAAGAGAUCUGAUUAUGAUGGAUUGUUAGAAAGACACAAUCGUCAUUACAGUUGUGUGGACUUGGUAGAGAGAGAAUUAAGAAAUAAUGGUAUUGAAGCUAAAGUAGUACAGAGGUUUGACCUAGAUAAUGAUUUGAUUGGUUGGGCAGAUGUUAUUUUCACUGCUGGAGGUGAUGGGACAUUUCUGUUAGCAGCUGACAAAGUUAGAGGUCAAGAUAAACCGGUGAUAGGAUUAAAUACUGACCCAAAUAGAUCAGCUGGAUGUUUGUGUUUACCCAAAGAUAAGUACUCAGCAGGUCAAUUUGAUGCUGCAAUCAAACGUCUUUUGGAUGGAGAUUUCAGAUGGUUGAAACGACAAAGAAUUAGAAUUACAAUUUCAGGUCAUAGUGAAAAAUUGUUUCCUACUGAAUUAAAGGAAGAACAAUUGCUUUAUCAUGAACAUAGAUUUUUAGAACACAUGAAUGAAAAAUUAGAAUGCUCAAAACCUAUAGAUAGCGAUGAAAAUGGAAAUAUUGAGGUGUUACCUAUUGUGGCACUUAAUGAAGUGUUUAUUGGAGAAGCACAUUCAUCUAGGGUUUCUUAUUAUGAAAUGAAGGUUGAUGAUGAGCCACAUAUGAAAGAGAAGAGCUCUGGUAUAACAAUCUGUACUGGGACAGGUUCUACUUCCUGGCAUUGCCAUAUAAAUCAAUUGUCUACAGAUGCAGUAGAAAGCAUACUCAGCAUAUCUAAUAGUCUUUCUAGUUGUAAAGUUCCCGUUGAAGAUACAGCAUUAAUCAGAGAAGUAACAAAGAAAUUCAAUGAAUCACUGGUGUUUGACCCAAGUGAACCACGAAUGGCUUACACAAUCAGGGAUCCUAUUAGGAAUGAUGUAUUCAGUGUUCCAUGUGUCAAAGGGGUUGCGAAAAGAAUACAGAUCCGUUCCAGAAUGUGGGAUGCUCAUCUGGUUAUAGAUGGUGGAUUUUCUUACAAGUUUAAUGAUGGAGCUAUUGCUACAUUAGAAAUUCAUGACGAAGACGCCUUAAAAAGUGUUGAAUUUGAUUAGUUUCCUGUUUUGUUUUGAAUAUUUUUGUAUGUUAUGUGCUGAAAAAGCACAGGAAUCAAAUUUACUCCAAUAUGCAGGCAAAUUCCUAGUCCAAUUUUGUUAAAUUUAUUACUUUUGUUAGUCUUAAUGACCAGUACAGUUUGCUAGUUAUUUAAAUAUUCAUUGUAUACAUUAUUAAACCAGCAUAAAAAUAAAAAGACAACCAAAUUCAAAAUAUAACAAGUCAUUUUAGAAGUCUUUCUUGUGGCAAAAAUAAUAAGAACAAAUGAUGUCAAAUAUUUCAUCAGUCGUUUUUACACUUUUUUGCUUUACAACUCAGAAUGGGAUCAAAGUUGACAAAAAGAUAAUAUUGUCAAUUGAAUCUUGUAAGUGUUUUGUAUAUUAUGGAAUAAAUCUUUUUUUUUGGUCAGAAAAUUAUGUUUCUUUUGCUAGCUGGAUAUUGUAUUUUAGCCAAGUUUUGUUUAUGGUAUUUAAAGUUAAGUUGUAGACCACCUGGAUCUUCAUUUUGUAUCAAAAGAUAAGUGCCAAAGAUAUUGUUACUAGUCCGUCAGUAUUAUGUUAUCUUUUAGAUCUGUUUUGAUUUUCCUUGAUUUAAUAAUUAAUUUUAAUCUGAUAAAAAUGUUAUAUUAAGAUUCCAAAGUGAUUUUAUUGUUUGAUAGGGCAACAGUCACUUUGUUUUUAUAUAAAAAAGUGAAGUUUUGUGUUAAUAUUGAAUGUUCCUAAUUUUCAUAGAUUGUUUUGUGAAAUUUUGUAAGUAGAUCGAAAAAGUAGGGUACGAACAAGAUACAACAAUUCAAAAAAUACAAAUAACAGUUUAACUACUGAAUGUUUUCUUAUUUGUUUUUGUUUAUUUUGGCUUGAAGAUCUUGAAUACCAGGCUUGCAAGCAAAACAUAGAUUCCACUGACUAAAUUUUUCUCUGCAUUUUUGUAGUGAAAUGUGUGAUUGAUAACCAUUUGGGUCUCAUGGUUCAUUUAGACUUGAGAUUCCUGAACAAUACCUUCAAUUUAACAUCAUAUUUAAUAUAAGUACUCAAUACUUAUGGACUUUGCCAAUGUGUUUUAUGUGGAACGGUAUACAAUGUGUGUUUGGAUAUUUAUCAUUAGAUUUUUUACAACCUUUCAUAAAAAUCAACUUUGGAGUCCAUGUUAAUUCUUUUGAUAUGGUUUAAACAGAUAUUAUAUAUCAUCACUAUUUUGUGCAUUUUUCCUUUGAUCUUUUUUUGUGAUAAUUUUUCAUAUCAUGCCUCUCGCUUGAGAUGGAAAAUUAUUGCUAGAAACUAAGCAGGAAUUUGGCGUUACCAAGGAAAUUGACAUGAAAUUGACAAUGUCUCCAUAGGUAAAAUAGCGAUAAACAGAUGAUCAUUGGUCAUCUCAACUCGAUUACCUUUCUGGCUUUUGCGUCCAAUGAUAAUCUAUAAAUAUAUUAUACAUGUGAUAACAAAAAAAGAGUUUGGAUUUUGCUAGAUUGAGGGAUACAGUGUGAAUAAUCAAUUAACUGUUAUUUCUACCACAAUUUUGUUGGAAGUUAUUAUUAUGAUUUAGGGAAUAUCAUUGUUAA